UUUUUUGACUCUUGACUGCAAUGGACGACAUACUUGAACAACCUAGUUCUGAAGCUCCUCCACCAAAACUCGAUGAUAAUCCGGAUGAACAGUCGUCGGGAGACGAAGAUGAAGGCCCCGACUGGACCAAGUUGAAGAUAGGAAUCUCUCGCCCCGUCAUCCCCAAGCGCGGUGAAAAAGAACACGAGCCUGCAGCUGGCGGAGAGAGUGGGCUGCAGCAGCAUAUUUUACAACGGUCAAGAAAUGCAAUGUUUGAGGCGUUGAGAGCGACACGGACGAUCUCCAGCAAGACGGUGAGCUAUGGAAUAUGGCAUCCAUCCCUUGCGCGUGUUUCCGUACCUGUUGCUCGAGGAACCCACUUUUCAAGCAUGGGCCAUUCUGCAUCGCGUCUGGCGAAGGAUAAAGAGAAGCCUACAAAACGUCUAGAGUUGCUCCCAGAAGAGGCAAUUUAUCUGAUUGAGCGGGGAUCCCUUUUCUGCUGGAAGGAGAUCGACAUUGACCUAUCCGGAUUGGAAGACGUAUCUGGAGCUCCAAUGAGUGUGCAGCAGGUAUACGCCGAGAUGAUUGGGAUGGAGGAUGUCACCGUAGAGAAAUAUCAGGUUUACUCCUACCUCAGGCGACUGGGAUAUGUUGUCACCAGGACCGUACCACCUACGUCGGAAUAUCCUGCGGCAGCGCCAUUUGAGAAGAUGUGUCCACUUGGACAACCGAGACCUUCUAUCUUUGAGCGAAUCCGGUUAACGUUCUUUACCUGGAUACUCAAGUUCUUCACAUCUGCCUUUAACUGGUGGAGGCCUCUACGUCUAAGCCGUUGGUUCUAUCAUGACAAGAACUAUGGGCAUGUCUUUCGUUCUUUAAGGUUCAUGCCGGCGGGACAUCAGCUACCGUUACGCCAAUCAAAGGAGGAGGAUUCUCCUUACAAACCAUUCUACAACCUUUACAAGCCUCCUACGCCAUUCAAGAAAACGUCACCUCCACCUCCCGAUUUUCAGAUCGUCGUGAUCAACACUCGAACAACGCCCAUGCCUUCCCUUCGAGAAUUGACUGACCUCUUCGAUAUCUCACCCGAAUUGCCCAUACCUCUACCAAAAAGACCCCCUCCGCCUCGACCAGCACUUCCACCUCUUCCCUGGUGGCGAGCGAUUUUUCCCUUCCAGCGCCGCGACCCAGGACCACCCGCGCGCCGACCACAUCCGUUUGUGGCACUUAGGGCAGGGAAGAAAACCGUGGUCAUCGCUGCAGUAGAUUCAGGAAACAUCAGUUUCUUCCGCUUCAUGCAGGGCGCAUUCAUGGACGUACCAAUGGCGUAACAUGAUACGCUCUUUCGGUGCUUCGGUAAAAAGAAUGUAUAAUGUAAAUUGUAGAGCACGCGGAUUGCUGUAUCCCUUCAGUUAUAUAUGCAUUCACAACCACCACAGGAGCUUUUACUAUUCAAGUAGACGAAAACGUCAAUGGUUGGAUCGUGGUGCUAUUUGUUUCAUUAAACAACCUACAAUUUAAAAGUGUGUUGAGAAGUCUAUUAAUGUGACACGGAGAGCUUAGGUCUACGCGGCGGUGGUCAACGCUUCCCUCCUUCAAACUAGACCCUACAUAGCGAAUUCUAUUUCUUCGUAAUUGGCCUUUGUAUAGGUUGGCCUAGUUUUUAGAAUCGUAAGCCCGAGCCCUGAGCCCAAACCAUG
Messenger RNA from Desarmillaria tabescens, 1679 nucleotides. Its product is annotated as tRNA-splicing endonuclease subunit sen54 N-term-domain-containing protein. Lineage: Eukaryota; Fungi; Basidiomycota; Agaricomycetes; Agaricales; Physalacriaceae. The coding region runs from base 21 to 1310 and encodes 429 amino acids. The record is from RefSeq and is a predicted model, not a curated record. Gene Ontology annotation, cellular component: tRNA-intron endonuclease complex. The transcript has 7 exons. Gene Ontology annotation, biological process: tRNA-type intron splice site recognition and cleavage.